AUGUUGAAACCCUACAUUCCCUUCCUCCUCCUCUUCUCCACCCUCCUCCUUCUCUCCCCCUCCACCGCCGAAAUCAAAUCCCUCACAAUCAACUCCGACACUCGCCCCAUGAUCCUCUUCGAAAAAUUCGGUUUCACCCACAAAGGCCACGUCAACAUCGCCGUCUCUUCCGUCUCCGUCGCCGUCCUCUCCUCCGCCUCCCAACCUGAAUCCUCCCGUCUCGGAUUCUUCCUCCUCAACGAAGAAACACUCCUUCAAGUCCUCAUCGAGAUCCAACAAAACCCUUCCUUCUGCGUCCUCGAUUCUCACUACAUUUUUCGUCUCUUCACCUUCCGUGACCUUUCACCUCCUCCAUCCGCUUCCUUCAACCGCUCUUACCCCGUUACCUCCCCUAACGAAUACAGUCUCUUCUUCGCUAAUUGCGCUCCUCAAACCUCCGUUUCCAUGGUCGUCCGCACCGAGAUUUUCAAUCUCGAUUCCGACGGUUCCAAGGACUAUCUCUCCGCCGGACAAACUCAACUCCCUUCACUGUUCUUCCUCUUCUUUCUCGCAUACCUAACUUUCUUCGUCUUCUGGGUUUACACUUGUUACACCAAUAAACAUUCCGUUCACAGAAUUCAUCUCUUAAUGGCGGUUUUGCUUCUCAUGAAAGCUUUGAAUCUUAUCUGUGCUGCAGAGGAUAAGCAUUAUGUUAAGGUCACUGGUUUACCUCAUGGAUGGGAUGUGUUGUUCUAUAUUUUCCAGUUCAUUCGUGUUGUUGUGUUGUUCACCGUUAUCGUUUUGAUUGGUACCGGUUGGUCUUUUCUUAAGCCGUUUUUGCAGGAUAGGGAAAAGAAGGUGUUGAUGAUUGUGAUCCCUCUUCAGGUUUUGGCUAAUUUGGCGUCUGUUGUGAUUGGUGAGACGGGUCCUUUUAUCAAAGAUUGGGUUACUUGGAAUCAGGUGUUUUUGCUUGUUGAUAUUAUUUGCUGUUGUGCUAUUAUUUUCCCUAUUGUUUGGUCCAUAAGAUCACUUAGGGAAACAUCGAAAACGGACGGAAAAGCCUCUAGGAAUCUUGCUAAGUUGACACUUUUUAGGCAGUUUUAUAUUGUUGUUAUCGGGUAUCUGUAUUUUACAAGGAUAGUUGUGUUUGCUUUGAGAACUAUUGCUGCUUAUAAGUAUCAAUGGGUGAGUAGUGCUGCUGAAGAAACUGCUAGUCUUGUUUUCUAUAUUGUUAUGUUCUACAUGUUUAGACCUGUGGAGAAAAAUGAGUACUUUGUUCUUGAUGAGGAGGAAGAGGAGGCUGCUGAAAUAGCUCUAAGGGAUGAAGAGUUUGAGCUUUGA
This is a messenger RNA of Lathyrus sativus (Indian pea), 1320 nucleotides long. Lineage: Eukaryota; Viridiplantae; Streptophyta; Magnoliopsida; Fabales; Fabaceae. The record is from the annotation of a GenBank genome assembly.